AUGAAUUAUUUUUUCUUUGCUUUAUUGUGUCUCUCUGCAGUCUUAGCUGCUGAAAAUUUGAAACAUGAAUGUGUGCAUGAUGAUGUUUCUGCUUCAUUUAGAUACGACGUUUAAGAGCUGAACUUUGAUGAUGCUAACAGAAGAAUGUAAAAUGUUGCUCCUAGAAAUAUGAAGAUUACAUACGAUAUGACUUAUUUCAACUCUCUUAAUUUAACUGAUCCUAUAAAUGUUCAAUUCAAAAAUAAAUGUGAGUAAGCUUUGAAAAUCGCUCUUUAAUAUUUCACUGAUCUCAUCACUAUUGUUCCUAAGCCUCCUGGGUCAAUGAAAUGGAAUUUAGGUCCUACCUGCGGACUAGUUAAUAUCACUGAUGCUGAUAGAAAUAAUGAAAGAGAUAGCGACCUUCAUCUAUAUGUAUCUUAUAGUGAUGAAAUUGCCAAACCAUACCUUGCAUAUGCAGGUUGGUGCAAGUUUUUGAAGGUUUUAGGUCCUACUCAUGGAACUGUAAACUUUAAUUUAGGAAAGCUAAGAAGCUAUGACUUUAAUAACACUAUUGUAUUUAAUGAGUUGAUUUAAAUUGUGACUCAUGAAAUUACUCAUGUCCUCGGUUUUUCAGGUAACGACGUGUAAUACUGGGUGGAUUCUACCACUAAAAAGCCUCAUGUUAAUCCUAUAUCAGUUUAAUUAAUUAGAGGUUUUAAUUCUACUGUUCUUUAAACUCCUAAUGUUUAAGCUUAUGCAAGACAAUAUUAUGGUUGCCCUUCUCUUGCUGGAAUGCUCCUUGAAAACUAGGGUACUGCUGGGUCAGCUGGUUCUCACUGGGAAACUACUGUCAUAAAAAAUGAAUACAUGAAUGCUGCUGUCUCAAACACUUAAGGUUUCUUCAGCAAAUUCACUACUUCUCUGUUGAAAGAUACUGGCUUUUAUGCAUCAAUUAACUCUACUAUGGAAGAAUAAGUUUUUUAUGGCAAAGAUGCUGGGUGUUCAUUCAUAAAUGGAACAUGUGACUAAUUAAAAAGAGAGUUUUGUAAAGCUGGAGCCUAAUAGUGUGAUUACUAUCACUUCAGUUCUGGAAUUUGUAAUCCAUCAUCUUUCAGUGAUGCAGGAUGUGAUAAUAUCUAAGCGUUUAGUAACUCCAGAUGCUAUGAUCCUAGUGGAAACUACUAAAAUAAUCCUACAUUUUUAGAGAAGCUUGGUGUUGGAUUUGGUUCAAAUUCUAGGUGCUUUAUGAGCAGUUUAUCUGAUAUUAGUGGUACAGUGAAAGAAUAAGGUUUAUGUUAUAACUACACAUGCAAUAAUGCUAAUCAAGUUAUAAUAUAAGUUGGUAAUAAUACUGUAACAUGCUCUCAAAACAAUCAAAUUGUUACAUCUCCUAAAAUGAAUGGUUCCCUUAAGUGCCCAGAAAAGCUAGAUUAAUUCUGCAACUACAAAAAAGUAUGUCCCAAUUUCUGUUCAUCUAAUGGGUAUUGUGUUAAUGGUAUUUGCAAAUGCAUUGCUGGUUUUAAAGGUGUCGACUGCAGCAAAACCAUUUGA
This is a messenger RNA of Tetrahymena thermophila SB210, 1530 nucleotides long. Its product is annotated as leishmanolysin family protein. The transcript is spliced from 4 exons. Gene Ontology annotation, biological process: proteolysis; cell adhesion. NCBI's taxonomy places the organism in Eukaryota, Ciliophora, Oligohymenophorea, Hymenostomatida, Tetrahymenidae. Gene Ontology annotation, cellular component: membrane; cytoplasm. Gene Ontology annotation, molecular function: metalloendopeptidase activity. The record is from RefSeq and is a predicted model, not a curated record.